Marmota flaviventris (yellow-bellied marmot) is the source of this 2997-nucleotide messenger RNA. It is a transcript of the gene Dhrs9, whose product is annotated as dehydrogenase/reductase 9. Gene Ontology annotation, biological process: steroid metabolic process. Gene Ontology annotation, molecular function: oxidoreductase activity. Gene Ontology annotation, cellular component: intracellular membrane-bounded organelle. NCBI's taxonomy places the organism in Eukaryota, Metazoa, Chordata, Mammalia, Rodentia, Sciuridae. The record is from RefSeq and is a predicted model, not a curated record.
GCACCUCAGGAGGAUCAGCUUGGUCAGGGUGCACUUCCUUCCUUGUGCACAGCAGGAAGACUGCAGUCGCCUGAGCGAGUCACCAACAACGUCUGCCUACAGAUUCAACUGCAGUAAGGAGACAUCCUCUUUUGUUAUACAAGAAAGGAAAAAAUGCUUUUUGGGGUGCUAGCCCUCCUAAUCCUCUGUGCUUUUCUAUGGAAUUAUAAAGGACAACUGAAGAUUGCAGACAUCACCGAUAAGUAUAUUUUCAUCACUGGGUGCGACUCGGGUUUUGGAAACUUGGCAGCCAGAACUUUUGAUAAAAAAGGAUUUCGUGUAAUUGCUGCCUGUCUGACUGAAUCAGGAUCAACAGCUUUGAAGGCAGAAACCUCAGAGAGACUUCAUACAGUGCUUCUGGAUGUAACUGACCCCGAGAAUGUCAAGAGGACUGCCCAGUGGGUGAAGAACCAUGUUGGGGAAAAAGGUCUCUGGGGUCUGAUCAACAAUGCUGGUGUUCUUGGUGUACUGGCUCCCACCGACUGGCUGACAGUGGAAGACUACAGAGAACCUAUUGAAGUGAACCUGUUUGGACUCAUCGAUGUGACUUUAAAUAUGCUUCCCUUGCUCAAAAAAGCUAGAGGGAGGAUUGUCAACGUCUCCAGCAUUGGAGGUCGGCUUGCAUUUGGUGGAGGGGGCUAUACUCCAUCCAAAUAUGGAGUGGAAGGCUUCAAUGACUGCUUAAGACGGGAUAUGAAAGUUUUUGGCGUGCACGUUUCAUGUAUUGAACCAGGAUUCUUCAAAACAGAAUUGUCAGAUCCAAUAAAGGCAACUGAAAAAAAGCUUGCCAUUUGGAAACAUCUAUCUCCAGACAUCAAAGAACAAUAUGGAGAAGGUUACAUUGAAAAAAGUCUAGAUAAGCUGAAAAGCACUACAACCUGGGUGAAUUUGGACCUCUCUCUGGUGGUAGAGUGCAUGGACCAUGCUCUGACAAGUCUCUUUCCAAAGACUCGCUAUGCUGCUGGAAAAGAUGCCAAGACUUUUUGGAUCCCUCUUUCUCACAUGCCAGCAGUUUUUCAAGACUUUUUAUUGUUGAAAGAGAAAGUACAGCUGGCUAAUCCCAAAGCCGUGUGACUCAGCUGAUCACAGAUACCUGUCCCCCAGCUAUGAGAUUAGCCAAAUUCAAGGACACAUCUACUUUUCAAUCCUGUUCCUUACCUAAUUCAACCUGGACUCAUUUAGACCAGGCUUGUUUAUAGAAAAGAAGGAGUCUUACCAUCAUCAGUAGUGUCUCAGGGUUCCUUCUCAAGCCUUCUUUACCAAGAAGGAUAGAGAUGGCACAUCACAUAGGCAAAAACAGUCCUGAGGCUUUGCCUGCUGGGUAGAAUAUAAGAGAAAUUGGAAGACUUCCUCCAAAUGAUGUAUACCUUAUUGAAUAUUGAAUAAUCCUUCCCCAUGCUUAUUGAAUAAUCCUGAAUGUCAAGUACUAUCUCCUAUCAAUACUAAGGUAACCAGAAUGCUUUCAUAAGUGGGUUAAAAGUGUUCUGUUAUUUGCUGAAAAUAAGACCGAAGGACUGGAAUUCAGCUCUCAUAAGGUUGGAUGGGAACCAGAAAGGGGGAGAGAGAAAGCAUUAUGUGACAUUGGUAUAAGUAAAGGGCAACAGAAAAGCAGUAGGUAGACCCGCAAGUAGAAAAGAUGAAAAAGAGAGGAAAGGAAAUAAGAAGCUGCAAAAAAAUGAAUAUGUAGAGUGGGUGAUUGCAGGAUAACUCUUCCUGUUCAAGAAGGAGACAUAAAGGAUGGAUAGCCUACUGAAGGCCACUGUAAUCAUUGAUGCACACAGCUUUCUGGUGGAAGUGGGGAUUGCAAAGUAAACAACCACUCCAGAGGAGAAAAAUAUAGGAUAUUCAUGUUUAUUCUGGUAAUUGUCAAAAUAACAAGAACCAGAAUAUCUGGUACAACUUACACUUGAGGUGGUUGGAAGUCCUGCCUUUUAGGCAUCUCUGAAGCCCAAGAAGACAGAACUAAAGUGAAAGGCUUUUCAGCCUACAGUGAUGAUAGCAUCUUGCUAUAUCUAUGGUUCUAAGUUGGGUUGAUUAUGGGUAGCACCACACCCAGAAGAAAUUGUUCCCUAAACAGAUGUUUCCCAGAUUUCAUUCCCAGUACCACUUGUUGAAUGUUUACAUGAAGAAGCCUGGACUGGAGUGGCAGAAUUCAACAUUUGUUGUAGAAUAAUAUGGUGUGAAAGGGCCAGGAAAACGUGCAAAUGCUUAUUAUAAAGAAAAUAUUUAACAUCUGCUUUAACAUGACCAUUUGAAGGUAUCAGUGAUUCUAUUCAUUUCAUUCACCUUUCUAGAAACAUUUACACAUGUGAUAAUUUCUUCCUUUUUUAAGUUUACAACAUAGUAACUACUGAAAAAUACAAUUACCAAUUGGUGUCAGUCCACCUGAACAUAUAUGUCAUAAUUUUGAGGAGAAGAUGGCUCAUCCUUUUUGCAUAAAAGAAAAAUAUCACAGCAAGAAUGAGAGAAUUCUCAAAGUUGGCUGAACUCUCAUUACCAUCUACCUGUGAAGUCAUCCCCAGCUUGGUUCUUGCUCAGAGACACUUCAUCUAUACAUUUCUGAUUUCUCCUGGUUUCAGUUAACCACCUCACCACCUAUCCAUGGAGCUGAAGUUCACCAAUAUUGUUUUCAAUGGCCCUUUCUUCUGAUCUUGAAUUCCUAGCUCUUGGCUUCACUUCAGUGCCUUAAAAUUUGUGACAUGCUGUUCCCUGACUUUCCAGACCUCCCAGAGUUAACAGGAAUUUAAGAAUGUGAAGGAACCUCCUCUACUUCCUGCCACACUGUUGGGCUAAGCUAAUUUGUGUUGUUCCUUUCUUUUGCCUAUUGAGUUCUUUCUCAUUUCUUCUAAUAGUUACAAUUUGAUAACUCCUUGUUUCAACCACCAAAAACUUCUCUCCUUAAAACAAGUGUCACCAAACAUGAUAUCACUCAAAAUAAAGCCAAAUAUAUUCACUCAA